AUGGCCGAUAAAGCUAAGGAAAUCUUCGACCAGUUCGCCACGUACGACCCGGUCUCCAACAAGAAAUUCCUCUCGUUGCCCGAGUUCGUCUCCAUCUUGGCUCCUUUCCCCAAUGACCUCCCUUCCCAGUCAUACUCGUUGCUUUACUUGAUCGCUGACCGAGGCGGCAAGGGUUACGUGGACGAGGGUGACUUUGUCAACUUCACCACGACUAUGACCGAACGCGACGGUGAGUUCAAGUUGUUGUUUAACCUUUUGGCUAACGAUAACAAGAAGUUGUCUUAUUCUCGGUGUAUUGACAUGUUGAAUGCUUUGAAUAAGGCUAUCGAUCCUAACUACCAGCCUAAGAAGUUGAAGUUGAACUGGGCGUACCUUGAACGGUUCUUUGCUCCAAAUGGCGAGAUUGACUUCCAGGACUUUGUUUCUUUGGUCAACUACCUUCCUGUGACGAAGUUGAUUGGUGGAUUCGAAGUUAGAGCUGGCAGAGGCGGUGUGAUCUCAAAGGACGACUUCCACCACUUGUUGCAGAGCAAUUUGAGCCAUAAGUUGUCUAUCAAGUUGCAGAAGAACUUGGCUUCCUUGCCUGACUACUUCAACACCGAUCAAUUCACCUUGUCGAACGUGUUGUUCGUGUACAACUGUUUGAACAAGCUUGAUUUGGUCAAUGAGGUCAUUGCAAACACGCCGCCAACCACCAAGGACAAGGCUGACAUUUUGAUCAACAAGAAAGACUUAUACACCCACUUGAACGAUCACCUCUUGAAGUCUUCCAACUUCAAGCCCAUCACCACCAAGGAAAUCGACUUGUUGUUCUACUUGAUCGACCGUAACGAGGAAACCAUCCCUCGCAGGGAGUUGAUCUCCUUCUUGAACCCCAACUACCUCAACAACGAGCCAACCUUGUACUCGAUCUUUGACCACCCAGCUGCUCAGCCUGUUCAGGAAGAUAACUUUUCCUUGUGGCCAAUUUUCGACUCCUUGUACUCCUUUUUCUUGGGUUCUAUUGCUGGAUGUAUAGGUGCAACUGUCGUUUACCCAAUUGACUUGGUUAAGACGAGAAUGCAGGCCCAGAAACACAAGGCCCUUUAUGAAAACUCUCUCGAUUGUUUCAAGGGUUUGUACUCUGGUUUGGCUGCCCAGUUGGUUGGUGUGGCUCCAGAGAAGGCCAUUAAGUUGACUGUUAACGAUUUGGUCCGUGGUAUUGGUUCCAACGACGACGGUUCUAUUACUAUGGGCUGGGAAAUUACCGCUGGUUCUUCCGCCGGUGCUUGUCAGGUUAUCUUCACUAAUCCUUUGGAGAUUGUCAAGAUUAGAUUGCAAAUGCAGGGUGGUAAAGCUAAGGAAUUGAAGCCCGGUGAGAUCCCACACAAGAGAUUGACUGCUGCUCAAAUUGUUAGACAAUUGGGUGUCAAGGGUCUUUAUAAGGGUGCUAGCGCCUGUUUGUUGAGAGAUGUGCCCUUCUCUGCCAUCUACUUCCCAACGUAUGCCAACAUCAAGUACCACUUGUUUAACUACGACCCACAUGACCCUAACAAGAGACACUCGCUUAGUACUUGGCAGUUGUUGCUUUCCGGUGCCUUGGCUGGUGCCCCAGCUGCCUUCUUCACCACACCAGCCGAUGUUAUCAAGACUAGAUUGCAAGUUGAGGCCAAACACGGCGAAGUCAAAUAUAGAGGUAUUGUCCACGCUUUUGGUCUCAUCAUGAAGGAAGAAGGUAUUUCUGCUUUCUUCAAGGGUUCUUUGGCUAGAGUUUUCAGAUCUUCUCCACAGUUCGGUUUCACAUUGGCCUCCUACGAGUUGUUACAGAGAUUAUUCCCAUUACACCCUCCAAAUACUAGAGAGUCCAACUACAAGGCCGUCAGCGGCUACCCUGGUGUGUACAACUUGACCAAUGACCAAGUUUACGGCCAGCAGUCCAGAAUCAUGUACUUCAACCAGGACAAGUUGUUCAAGCAGCAUGGUUUGGCCGGUCCAGGUAAGGACUUGACUAAUGCCUUGAUCAAGUUGCCAGCUGACUACGUCUACAAGUCCCUGGAUGCAGUGAAGUUGUUGUUAGAUAUUGACUACAAGUUUGGCAACUUCGACUACAACUCGUAUGCACAAUUCAUCAAACGUUAA
This is a messenger RNA of Candidozyma haemuli, 2118 nucleotides long. RefSeq names its product amino acid transporter (gene AGC1). The record is from RefSeq and is a predicted model, not a curated record. Gene Ontology annotation, molecular function: L-aspartate transmembrane transporter activity; L-glutamate transmembrane transporter activity. The transcript is spliced from 2 exons. The coding region runs from base 1 to 2118 and encodes 705 amino acids. Lineage: Eukaryota; Fungi; Ascomycota; Pichiomycetes; Serinales; Metschnikowiaceae. Gene Ontology annotation, biological process: L-glutamate transmembrane transport; aspartate transmembrane transport; malate-aspartate shuttle.